UUGAACUUUUACAGUCGGUCCCUUACCGGGUAACACGAGAGGAGUGGUGUUAGAGUAGUGUGCGAUGAGUGAUUUCCUGUGCUUGUGGAAAAGCAGGCAACUGAUUAAAAUGCCAACUUUGCUUCCUUAAAAAGUGGGAGUGUACCAAGCAUACUUUUCCUCACUUUCAGCUGUCUCACAACAGCUGGAGCAAAAGAGAGAGAGGGACAAAUGUGGCUUUGAAAAGCUCAGAAGUGAAAGCAAAGCAGAAUCUAGACCAUGAUGGGAUUUGACCAGCUGGAUGUAACCGAAUAUGAUCGUUUAACAUCUUAAAAUGGGUUUUAAAAGGGUACACAUGGCUGCUUUGGAAGUCAGAAAGAUGAAAGAGGUACGAGCCAUCAUAAUGCUCCACUGAUUCUCUAAUUCUGCCAUGGAGGACGCAGUCACAUCUGAGGAUGCCGAACCUCUCUUUAAUGCUUCCCAAAACACUGAAGUCCAUCCCAAGGAGAGACCAGAACCCAAACAGGUGAGUGAUGGCCGUCCCUCUAGCACCAGCCCAGAGCUUGGCUCCUCGUCCGCCCCAUCCUCUCCUCCUAAUCAGCAAACCCAAGGCUCUGCGGUAUCAGCUCUCCAGUCCAAGGUCAAGUCUCUUUCUGAGCGCAAAGUUGUUUAUACAAACCAAGACAAGAGGGUUGUGCCGGGAACAUUCAUGUUGGGAUAUGCUCUCACUGACGCUUGGGGCUCUAGUAGCAGCGAUGAUGAGAUGGAACCCCAAAAACCUCGGACAUGUGGCUCCUCUGGGGCCAUGCUGUCAUCUCCACGUGGACUCGGAGAAGGGGCGAGUCGGGAAAACCUCUCUGGAACUCAAGAGGACCAGGUUUCACCAUGUGAUAGACCGUGGAUGCCUCCUAAGUGCUUCUGGAGGUCUGAUGUGCCAGAGACAAACGGGACACCAACUGGACGAACUCAACCGGGGUCGGUUGCCCCCAAAAUAGCCCCCAAGUUUCCAAGGGAACUGCAAAGAUCUGACAGCUUGGAAAGCCACCUUCGCAGGUACAAUCACGGCGAGGUGCUGCAGACCGGACUCUGGCGGGCCGACAGUUUGGAGAGCGUGUGUAGCGGCGGGAGCUCGCCGACGCUGGCCGAAAGGGUCGAGAUGAAUCGUGGCCUUCUCAGACAGGUGCUGCAGAAAGCCCAGAUCAAAAACGAUGAAGGUGACCAGGCGACAAACCCAGAACAGCGAUUAGAGGACGCGACCCGUGCUGGCGGGAGAGGUGUUUGUGGCAUGAAUGAUAGUGAUUUGGAUUCUGGGAUAUCUCUUCAAGGUAGCGAGACCAGUCAAAGGGCCUUUGUGUUGGCUGACGACCUUCCGCUGAGCCCUCGGCACGAGCAGGCCAAGCGACUGCUAGAAAGAGCGCGUAUGAAGGCCCGGUCCAAUCCUCUCAAAGCCGACCACACCAUCCUGCCCGUCCAGAGAGACAACCUGGAGCUGCUGUCCUGGGUUGGCGUACACCAGGCGGGGAAGGAGUGCGUGGCCUCGGGCAACCUCAGCGACUCCUCCAGCAGCGACUCUGCGGGCGGAAACAGGCAAAGACACGGCCACUCCCCCACACGCGUUCGUUUCGAAGACGAAUCGGAGAAGGACGCAGAAGUGCGCUACCUGGAACGACUGCGCCAGCGACGCAGGGCCGGAGAAAGAGCCCAGGGGUUGCUGGUGUCCAAACCCAACUUAUCUUCUUACAUCGGUGGACAAGCGGAGACCGGAUAUGACUCGGGUUCGAUAUUCGGGAAGGCCAAAGCCAGGAAAAGUUUGGUGAACGGUCAUCACCAAAGUCCAAACAGGCAAUGCAACUCCUGCGGGACGUUUCUGCACGAGUUCCCCGGAGCUAGCUUGAACUCCAACACUCUGUCGUUACCACCGACAAAUGGUGAAGCUGAAGGGAAGAAGAUACCGUGUUGGGUGGCUCCCACCCUUCCCAAUCGUCUGGUUCGAAUUGAACAGAUUAAGGAGACGUACAUCGGAACGCCGAGUCCCGUCAUCGUACAGAUUGACGAAACGCACUGCAGUCCUGUGGAUAACGCAAACGUAAGAGGAACGUUGCAGAAGCUGAAAAAGAAGGUCAGGAAACUAGAAAGCAAGCAAGAACCUUUGUACAUCAACACUGCAACAUCUCCAGACCGCGAAAAACUUUCAAUCAAUGGAACUCAAAUGUGUUUGUCGAACACAUUACCGCAAAAUCCCUACGCCACAACAGACAGAUGCAGCCCCACAUCUAUCGGCAAAGGCCUGGUGGCUCCUCCGUUGCCUCCCAAAGGAGAAACACCCUUCAGUCAUCCCCAGCCGAUCCCUCCACCUCUCCAACCUAAAAAAUCCGCUCUGAAAUCAAGCUCCAAGAGUCAUUCCGGCGGACAGCGGACAGUCACUCUCGUGUCUUCGCCGGAGUAUCGUGUCGUACACCUGGACUCCUCAGAAGUAGGGGGCGCUGUCGAGAGCUGUCGGCAGGAGCAGCCCUCCGCUGGGUUGGGUUACUGGGAGGACAGGUCUGUGAUGGUAAACCCUGGACCUUUAUGCAGAACGAGCCCGGUUAUGUGUGCCGGAAACGUACCCGCACAAGGAGACGAAUGGUCACAGACUAAAGAUGUUGAGACUCAUGGAGCGCUGGGAUCUGAUGCAACAUGCAGCAGUGCUGAAUCAACCCAAACUCGUCUGAAUGAUGGAGAUGUCAGAGGACCAAUCAAAUCAGUGCAUCAGAGAGCCACCAGCCCAAACCUUUUACAUGUGGGGACGGACGCAGAGCACCGGGAGGGUCGAUCCAAACUAUCCCUGCGACGCUUCUUCUCGGCCAUGGGACUGAACAGCGCCGGGUUGCUCGGAAAGGGACGUUCAAGCAGCAUGGAUCAACUCAGCCUGCACCCUAAACCUACCCCCCAAAAAACGAACUCAAACCCGGGACCCGCAUCACCCUCAACGUCCCCCAGUCCCACACAUAGACACCAGCUGAAGAAAGCUCCUUCACUACAGACCAUCCGCCUGGGGUCUCCAUUUCUUCAACUGAGAAGAUCCUCGUCAGCUCAAAACCUCCAGAUCCCCAAAAAGAAAACUGAUAGAUCUUCAGCAUAUAGUCCAAUGGAACAGCCCUGCAGCCCUUUACUCACCAGGAACCUCCAGCGUGCAUUAAGUGUCGAGGAUGUGGGACGGCCCAGCGCAGUGCGAUCGGUGGGUCGUGUGGCUCAGGCCUUCCCGGAUGGCACCAUCCUGCUUGAGCUCUCCAGACCUCCAAACGGUCCCUUCGGCUUUCUCAUCUCACGAGGAAAAGGCAGGUCGGACUCAGGGGUGUAUGUUGAUGGGAUGGGCGACAGCAACACUGAGAAGCUCUACGCGGGUUUGCUUGGGGUCGGGGACGAGAUUCUGGAGGUGAAUGGGGAGAAGGUGGCUGGACUGAGUUUGGACUUGGUGACCCGUUUGAUGACUCAAAACAGCACCGCGUCCAUCCGUGUGCUCCGGCACAGACGACUCCAGCGCUAAACGUGAGAGAGCCCAAACAGACUUUCCAAGAGCUCGAGUUUCAUCGAAUGUUGUUGAUGUCUCAGUUAUAUCAAUAACCGGAGCAAUAACCAUCAAACAGUGUUCAGACAUGAGAUUGUGUCCAUAAUAGGCAGUGUUUUGUUUUACUGCGCACACUGUUUCUGGUGAAGAAGGUUAAGGGAACUAUUAAAGGGAUAGUUCACAUACAAAUUAAAAUUUUAUCAUCAUUUACUUAAAACUCAUUCACGUAGCACUUUGGUCCAAGAACAUUUCUGUGAAGUUGGCAGAGGCGCUUCCGUGUGAACACACACGCUUCCCAUAAAUGUUCUGAGAUCGCUCCCGUAACAUUGCCGUAACAUACACGGAAAGCAUUCUGUGCGAACAUGAUGCAAAAACAAUGCUUUGAUGAGGACGCACAUGGGUGACUCUCACGAAAUUAGACUUAUGAGGUGUCAUUUUGAUGAAAAAAAGUAAAUGCUAUCAAAAUAAGAAGCAUUAAGUUACAAACAUCUUUUCAUGUACUAUUUUGCACAUUUUGAUUUCAAAUAACAUUAUACAAACCAAUUUUGUUGUUUUUUCUACAUUUAAGGGGGAAUAUUUCAUUACCGCAACGUGUCCAUGACUGGAUUUGGGUUCUCUCACAUGGAAAAAUUUAUAAUUAAAAAAUCUAAAAAAUAAAAAGCUUCAGUGCAUGUUAUACUAUAAACAUUUACAGUAAAGAAACAUGAGGUAUUUGGUGAUAAUUGGUAAACCUAGAGACAAUAAUAAGGAAUAUAAAUGUGUCCAAGACCAAUUUUCUCAUCCUCCGCAACAAUUUUCAAUCAUUGUUUAAGCCCUCAAGGAACUAACAUUUAAAAAAAAAAAUGGAAGGGACAUAAUUGACUGUGACACUCAAGAUGGCCACCAGGUAAGCAGUUCUUAUUUUUCUCUCCGGAUCAAAGUUAAAAUUUUGUUCGUCAUAGUACCUAGACAUCUUUUUAGUUCUCAUUACCGAAACAUGAGUUUGUAAAUGCAUAUAUUUAAUGUAAUACCAUGUUGCGGUAAUGAUCAUUUUUUGAUACUGAUAAUCUAAAAAAUGUAAAUAAUUCUAUAGGAAAUAUUUUUUAAAUCCUCUAAAAAUAAUGGUUAUUAUAAGUUCAGACCUUAAUCUUAUAUUUUUCCGAAAGAGAAAUCACGGAUUAUUAGCUAACUUUAGACGAUGUUUAAAAAAUACAUCACAUGUCUUUACCGUGUGUGUGUGAAUGCAUGCACAGAUUUGGGAAAAUCAUUGGUAGAGUUAAUGAACCAAAAAUCUAAUGAUCCCGGAUGCUUUUUCCGUGUAUUUUCUGUAAUUUCUGUAUGAAAAGGGCUUGUUUCAAACCUAUUUGUUCUGCUGAACACAAAUGAAGAUAUUUUGAAAAAUUUUAAUAACCAAACAUAUCUGGGGCACCAUUGACUUCCACUAGAAAACAAAAAUACAGUCAAUGGUGCCCCAAAUCUGUUUGGUUGUAUAAAGACAUUUAUACAGUUUUGAAACAACUUAAGGAUUAGUAAAUGAUGACAAAAUUUUCAUUUUUUUGUGAACUACCUCUUUAAGCAACGAUGGUGUGACAAUGUUCCUGUAAAGCACUGGGGGGAAAUGAAUGCGUUAUGCGAAUGGCAAAUUUACAGCAAACAUUUUCGGUACGGCACCUAAUUUUUUACUGCUAUUGAAUUUUUUACAGCUGAAUAUUAUCCAGGUACAAAUAUACCUAUACAAGCAUUAUUAAAAGAUUAUGAGAAGGUAUUGAAGGAUGGUCUGGAUUCAAUCUCAAGUGUGUUUGUGAAACAGAUCAAUGAAAGAUCAAUGUUCCCUAUCAUGUUUGAGAUUUUCCUUUACUGAAAGGCCAGAACGUAAGCAAAGCAAAGCUGCUAAAAAUGCAUUUUACUACUCAAUAAAAAAGCUAUUUUCUUUCCAAUGCACACAAAUGUAGAGGUACAGACGCUGCAGUUGCAUCGAUUAUAAACUCCAAAUGCUCUUUAGUAAAUGAAUACGAUACGUCUCCAUGAGCUGGUGCAAUAAAACGCCUCUGCUGUGCAAUCUGAUGCCAUGUCUGCUGAUCAGUAUUACGGUACAUGCGACACAAAAUGUUACCAGCCUAGGCUAUUUCGUUACAUUUAUUUAUACAUUGAUGUUACUAUAAAAUAAAACAUCUGGCUUUUGUGGGACAUCUUGGUUUUUUUCAUUCUAAAAUGUGCAUAAAUGAUACAUGAACGGCAACAUUUUGUCAUAGUAUUAUUAAAUAUAUAAACUAUAUCGAUUGUAUUGGGUUGGGAUGAAGUGGUAGCACUAAACAAGUGAAGAUCUCAGAUGUUUCUGAGGGUCUUGGGUGCUCCAGCUGUCAGUGUGAAGAGGUAAAUGGGGGGGGGGUAUGUUAGUCAAUAUCUUUCCUGUCUUCCUCCCUAUUGAUUAAACCGUGAUUGAUCCCAUCCUGAUCUCCACCAGAUUAAAAUAUCCGGAAAAUGCGAAAGCAAAAUACGUGAACCUGGGUGAUUAUUUUGAUGGAUGUCAGUAAAGGCACAUCUGUCAUCCCGAAUAUAUGAAAAUGGGAAACUUAAUGUAUCCUAACUAGAUUUUUGGAGAUUAUUAUGUUGGGUUGUUUCCAGGGCAUGGCUAUGCAGUUGCUAAGGUCUGUCACGUCGCGUUCUGAUUGGUUCGUUUUUAGUCCGCAUUAAAACCCCGCCCCCGUGAGUAUGAUGAUAUUG
Messenger RNA from Paramisgurnus dabryanus, 6229 nucleotides. Its product is annotated as KIAA1614 ortholog. Lineage: Eukaryota; Metazoa; Chordata; Actinopteri; Cypriniformes; Cobitidae. The record is from RefSeq and is a predicted model, not a curated record. Gene Ontology annotation, molecular function: protein binding. Gene Ontology annotation, biological process: establishment or maintenance of cell polarity; centrosome cycle; regulation of cellular localization. Gene Ontology annotation, cellular component: nucleus; cell cortex; apical plasma membrane.